This is a messenger RNA of Frankliniella occidentalis (western flower thrips), 7199 nucleotides long. Its product is annotated as neurobeachin-like protein 1. The record is from RefSeq and is a predicted model, not a curated record. Gene Ontology annotation, biological process: intracellular protein localization. Gene Ontology annotation, cellular component: membrane; cytosol. Gene Ontology annotation, molecular function: protein kinase binding. Lineage: Eukaryota; Metazoa; Arthropoda; Insecta; Thysanoptera; Thripidae.
AGCGCCAGGGCUGGGAUCUCGCAGAGGGCAUGUUUAUUUAGUGGACUCACAGAGUGCUUUUUCCACAACAAAUUGAUGUUUAUUUCCUGAUUCCUGAAUUCAGUCAUCAAGUAUGAGCAAUUAUCAUGGACAGAAUGGAAGUUAAGAGGGACAUUUAUCAACUAUGGCUUCAUUAUAAGGCAAAGAAUGAAGAAGAAUACUUCCGUCUAUUUGUUCGUGGAUUUGUAUCAGUAUGGGAGGGACAGCUACCAUUGGAUUGGUCAUCUCUGCCAAAUUGGACAGAUAUUCGACCAGAUUCGGGUCCGCAUCUUUCUCGUCUCCCUGAAGAGUUACUUCCCACAGUUAGCCAAUUUAUGCAAGAGGCUCGAAGUGACACAGAAAAUAGAACAUUAAAUUGUGAGUCAUUAUCAGAGGUUGAGCUACUCACUCACCUUCUUACAAUUUUAGCCCGUAACUUAGACAACAUUCCCUUGAUAGCUUCAUGUGAUUAUGUAUCUAUAAGUAUUGGAAUAGCAGCUACUGUGAUACAUCAGCUUGUAGAAGAGAGUGCUCAUUUUGGGGAAGCUGGUGUUUCUUUCUUUACAAGUGUAUGUCACCUUUUGGAGGUGCUAUACGACCCUUACUUUACUUGGCACCACUUUUUGCGUGGCAAUGAGGCUGACUUUGAGAAGAUUGCAUUUCAACCCGCCCUUCUUCAUGUUGAAGUUGUCCCCUUUAUUUAUGAUUGUUUUGAAACCAAUUUAAUUGAGAGUUACCCACAUCUGGGCUCUCAACUUAUUCAUGUCCUGGGAGCUGUUGUUUCGGGAGCUCAGAGCAUAAUUGUGCAAUUGGAUCCUGUUUUCCCUGCACUACCUUCCCUAGCACAGUCAACACUUGUUAAAUCAGACAAGGCAAAAAAGAGUCCAGUUUUGGCUAAAGGAUUAUCAAAAACAUCAUCUUGUUUUUGCCUUAGUGAUGGGCAUAACGCCCUUCGUGCAAUAUGUCCAGCCACUGUCAACAUGAUUAUUGCUGUUGUUGGGAACCUUGCUACGCCUCCUGAGCUGAGAUAUCAUGCUCUUCAGUGUUUUGUGCUUAUGGCACGAGUACUUCUUAAGUCAUCUCCAGACCAGCGACAAAUUGAAGUGGGAACAAUGGUUCAACUAAUUCGUGACCUGUUAAUUCGUGAAGUAAAAGAGGGAUCUUGGACAUCUGACAGUAUCCAUGCUCUUACCCAAAUAGUUUCUGCAGUGAAGGCUCUGUUAGUAUGGCCUUUACCUCCAAAAAAAAGUCAAGCUCACAAUAUUUCCUAUUCGCAUGCUCAAGCAUUGCAUGCUCAUAUGCAACAGCUGCUCUUGGAUUGCCAGAUUCCAGAUGCUCUUAUUUUACUUUUGAAUGAGUCUGCUAGUAAAAAUAUGGAGAAGCAGUCGCUGGCAGUGGAGGUUGUGCGAGUGUUUUCUGCUCUUUUAGCUGGCUCCAACUCUGUUAAAGAGCGGCUACUGAAAACAGAUGUGUAUACUCGCAUAGCAGAUGCUUUGCGGUCUUUAGGUGACCCCAAAAGACCACUUCUGCGUGCAUUGCUUGCGUUGGCAACAGAGGAAAAUGAGUGUCAUUCAUCAGAAUCAGAAAAUGUUUUAAAAAAUGGCCAUGCACUGCUUGUACUGCUCCGAUGGCUCCCUGCGGUUCCUGAUGUGGAUCAAGUAUGGCUUGCUGAAAAUAUUGCUAAACUGUGCAAUGCUUCACUUCAAAGUCGUGUUGUGUGUUCUGCUCAUCAAGUUAUCCUUGAGAUCUGUGCAUUGAUGGAACAGCAUGCAUCACUUUCCCGACCAACAGUGGGGGAACUCCUAGGGCUACUCGAAGGGCUUGCUGCUCAUUGUAUCACUCCACUGGAAUUGAAGAGCAUAUUCCUGCUCUUACGAGAGGGAGAUUCAGAGGAGAAGUGUCCUUAUCAAAGUCAACUACUUCAUGCCAUCUCUGCGGUUGCCCGUCGUGGAGAGCAUAGUGACUGUCAUUACUUCUUCAACAUCCAGAAUGACACAGAUGGUCUUUCGGUUCCUGGGAUUCGUAAAUGGCCAGGUGCAGGCUACGGUUUCAGUUUCCACUGCUGGGUGAAACUUGACAGUGAACCUGACUCGGCAGCUCCAAGCCCAACAAGCCCGGCAAGCCGUGCCACCAGUCCAGGGUCUGCCGCUAGCCCAGCCAGUGGGCGCAGUGGUCUAAGUCCUAUGACAGUAAAAACCCCUAUAGGAAGUCACCCUUCUAGCCCAGCUUCAAGUCAAACCAGCAGCAGUAGAGUUGGUGUGGAGAACAAGAGACGUCAGCUUUUCAACUUACUCACUAGUAAUAAUACUGGUGUGGAAAUUUUCUUUCGUGCUGAUGGCAUGCUAGUUGUAGCCAUCAGUACCAAGAAAGAGUUCCUUACUGCUACUGUCCCAGACAUUCCCCUCACUGACAACCGAUGGCACUGCAUCGGCGUGUGUAUAACUAUGGCAAGGAGGCCUUUUGGACACAACCAGAUUCAGGUUUUUGUGGACGGUACCCAACGUUUGUCAGUCUCCAUCAAAUUUCCCUCAAUGAGUGAGCCCUUCACGUACUGCACCAUCGGGUCGGCGGUGCAGCGCGGUGCUGCCGCCCCCGGGGUGCCGUGGGGAGACGGGCCCGGCGCCUCUCCGCGCCGCUCGCCGGGCGUGCUGGAGCGGGCGGCGGGGGCGGGCGGCGGCCUGCUGCCGUCCCUCAUGAACCAGGUGCCCAGCUACCUGUCGCUGCCGCUGCCGCUGCGCGGCUCGGCGCCGCUCGACCCCAACGUCAAGAGCUUCCAGGCCGGGCUGCAGGACGCCGUGUGGGGCUCGGCGGGCUGCCUGCGCGGCCAGCUCGGCACGGCGGCGCUGCUGCAGGACGCGCUCGGGCCCAUGCAGGCGCGGCUGCUCUUCCAGCAGGGCCCCAACUGGAGGGGCCUCUUCUCCAGCGAGGAGGGCGCGGACCUGAGCGACCUGGUCAACCGCCUCGUCUUCUGCUUCUCGCCCGCCGCCUGCUGGGACAACCUGUGCCUCGACCUGGCGCCGGGCAACAAGUACGACGGCCACGUGCUGGCGACCCAGUGCUCCACCCUGGGCAUCAAGACGGCGCUGCUCAUCGACCGCAAGUUCAGCAUGGACCUCAAGCAGAAGGUCCUCAAACUGACCUCGGUGCUGCUCAGGACCGACAGGGUGUACGACAUGCACAAGAAGCGCUUGCGCCUGCAGGACUCCUCGACCGUGCUCGCCGGGCUUGUCGGCGGCGGCGUGGGCAUGUACCCGGGCCUCAUAGCGCUCCUGGGCGACCAGAAGCUCUCCAUGGAGGUGGCAGCCAUGCUGCUGGACCAAGUACUUCUGACCGAGACGGCCGCGAGCUACGCGGGCGCCCUGUCGCUGCUGCACGCGCUGUCGCUGGCCGAGCUGGACAUCAAGGUGGAGGUGGCGCGCAAGGUGCUCACGACGCUCUUCAUGCGGCCGGGCGCCCCGGGCGCCGUGGCGCGCCAGGUGGGCUGGCAGGACUGCGUGUCCAGGCUGCUCGUCAAGCGGCCCAUCUCCACGGCGCCGACCUCGGCCGCCGAGGACUCCUCGCUGCCCGACCUCAUGACGUUCGACGAGGACGCGUUCGAGCUGGACGGCGGCGCGACGGCCAGCUCGCUCAUCCACCGCUCGCACUCGCCCUCGUCCGUCUCCAGGAUCUCGGCGUCCGUCUCUGACGCCGCCUCCGUCCUCGAGAGCGAGAUCAAAGACGUGGCCGAGUCGGUGACGCUCGCCAUCGGGGACAACAUCCAGUACGCGGCCGACAACAUCAGCUCGUUCAUGGGCUCGGCCUACUCCGUGUUCCGCCAGAAGACGGUGGAGAUGCAGGAGAGCCUGGAGGGGCUGGGCGAGAGCGCCGUGCACCGCCUCAAGCACAACGGGGCCGGCGCCGUGCGCAGCGGCUCGUCCCUCAGCGAGCGGCCCUCGGUGGACUCGGCCAGCCCCGGCACCCGCUCCCGGUCGAGCAGCAGCUCCGAGGACGUGUCGUCGGCGGCCGCGGAGAGCAGCAGGGCCUCGCUGUCCGUGACGGACGGCGCGGCGCAGUCCCAGGACGGCGGCGGCGGCGGCGCGGACGUGUCGUCGGCGGCCGCGGAGAGCAGCAGGGCCUCGCUGUCCGUGACGGACGGCGCGGCGCAGUCCCAGGACGGCGGCGGCGGCGGCGGCGGCGCGGGCGGCGACAGCGACACGGAGGAGCAGCGGGAGGCGCUGCGCCAGUGGGUGGCGCUGGACGCGGACCGCCAGGGCGACCGCGAGGAGGACCUCUGCUACCUCGUGCUCAACAUCCUCUUCACCGUGCUGUGGCGCGGCGUGGAGACGGGCAGCCGCGACUGCUGGCGGGAGCGUGGACAAGUGAUGGCUUGUAUCAACCUGCUGGGACUCAACAACGAGCUGCACGGCUCACACCUGCAGCUCAAGCUGCGCCUGCUCGAGAUGGGCGUGCAGGCGGCGCUCUCCGACCUGCGCGAGUCCGCAUCCUCGUCGUCGGGCACCUCUGGCGGCGGCGGCGUCGGCUCAGCGUCGCCCCCACAUGCGUCCGCCGCCGACAACGCGGCGCAGCUGCUGCGCUGGGUCUACGACCUGGUGGUCCUCGAUCCCAACCCGGACUGCUCCAAGAAGGUGUCCACCAAGCUGCUCGACGGCGUGCUCGGCCUCCUCGACGCCCUGCUCGUCUUCCACGAGGGCCCUCAGGAGGAGUGGACCGAGAUGGCCAAGCUUUCCUUCGGCGUGCUGCUGAGCUGCGCGGCGGGCCCCCAGCUGGACCUGUGCGCCAUGGCCACGGCCAAGCUGCACGCAUUGGUGCAGACCAGGCGCCAGGCCGCGCUCGAGGAGAGCGCCUACCUGCUGUUCGUGCUGGACGGCGUGGCCCAGGACGCCGUCAAAGCCGAGAACCAGGAGCACUACUCGUUCCUGAUGCCGGUCGUGAGGGCGCUGGUGGAGAAGUUGUCGGCGCCGCUGUGCGUCCCUCAGUACUGCCUGGACCUGCCCUCCACCGCAGCCGGGCCCGUGUUCUUUGAGGAGUUCCAGAGCUACAGUCAGGGCGACCAGUGGCGGCAGUUUGUGGAGCAGCAGGUGAAGCCACUUCACGACUCCUUUAAGGCGGCACUCUCGUCGCAGCUCACUGAGGCCAUGAACACUUUCUGGGCCGAAUGCUACGAAGCAUCCAAGGCUUCUGCUCUCAAGAGACACCGCGAGGUGGCCGCCAGCAAGAUCCGUUUCCAGGAGCUGAUCGGCGUGCCCUUCAGGGCGCGUGCUGCCGAGGACAGCGUCCGCUUCGCCAACCUCCAGUCGCAGCUGCGGAACCGGCAGCUUGUGGUGCGGCGCCAUUGGAGGACCACCAGCAGCUUCCUCAGCGGGCCGCGCGGCGCAUGGAGACACAGGAGCCCCGAGGAGCGCCACUGGAAGCUGUCCCACCAUGAGAACUACUCGCGCAUGCGCCUCAAGCUGUGCCCCAACCUCGGCUUCAACCCGCACACUGACGCCAGCAACCUCAGAGACAACACGGCCAACAUUAAGCGAGAUAGUGUGGGCUGGCUGUCCCGGAGGCGCUCCUCAGAGACCCCGCUGUCGCUGACGUCCUGGUCGGCCGCGGUGCGCACAGAGCUCGAUGAUGACACCCUUCCGGAGGAGGAUUUGCGCUCGCUGCUGUCCGAGCCCGAGCCAGCCGAGGAGGUGACACGCGAGGAGAAGCUCGUGCUGUCCCAGGAGUGCGAGCUGGUGACCCUCAUGACCUCGGUGCGGGGGCGCCUCGAGCUCACCACGACCCACGCCUCCUUCUGCGACCUGAGCCCCCUGCAGGAUGACGGCGAGCGGCAUGACUUCAAGUGGCCACUCUCAAGAUUAAGGGAAGCUCACCUAAGAAGAUACAACCUGAGGCGCAGCGCGCUGGAGUUCUUUUUGAUGGACCAGACCAAUUAUUUUGUCAAUUUCACUCCAAAGACUCGCAACAAGGUGUAUUCAAGAAUAUUGGGCCUGAGGCCUCCCAAUUUGCUGAUCUCGAGCAGUCGGUCUCCGGCCGAACUGUUACGAGCUUCCGGCCUCACCCAAAAGUGGGUAAAUCGAGAAAUAUCAAAUUUUGAUUACCUCAUGCAGCUCAACACCAUCGCCGGGCGGUCGUACAAUGACCUCUCGCAAUACCCGGUGUUCCCCUGGAUCAUCGCUGACUACACAUCCAAAGACCUGGACCUGGAGAACCCGGCCACCUUCCGCGACCUCUCCAAGCCCAUCGGCGUGGUGAACCCUAAGAACGUGGCCGAGGUCAAGGCGAAGUACGACAACUUCGAGGACCCCUCCGGCGUGAUCGCAAAGUUCCACUACGGCACGCACUACUCCAACAGCGCGGGCGUGCUACACUACCUGGUGCGCGUCGAGCCCUUCACGUCGCUGCACGUCGAGCUGCAGAGUGGCAGGUUCGACGUGGCCGACCGCCAGUUCCACUCCAUCCCGCAGACGUGGAAGCUGCUGAUGGACAACCCAAACGACGUCAAGGAGCUGACGCCCGAGUUCUUCUUCUUCCCCGAGUUCCUCAAGAACCUCAAUGGCUUCGACCUGGGCCUGCUGCAGGGCACCAAGGAGCGCGUCACGGACGUGGUGCUGCCGGCGUGGGCCAGCAGCCCUGAGGACUUCAUCUUCAAGCACCGCAGGGCGCUGGAAUGCGAGUAUGUCUCAGCUCACAUACACGAAUGGAUAGAUCUGAUAUUUGGCUACAAACAAAAGGGGCCAAAAGCCGUGGAAGCUUUGAACGUCUUCUACUAUUGCAGUUACGAGGGUGCUGUCGACCUAGACGCGCUGAAAAGCGCCGUGGAGCGGGAGGCCAUGGAGGGCAUGAUCAACAACUUCGGGCAGACGCCGUGCCAACUCCUCCGGGAGCCGCAUCCCCAGCGCCUGUCCCUGGCCGAGGCCGCGACCCGCCAGCUGCGCCCGGACCUCACCCAGCAUCUGGACAAGAUCCGGCCCUUCACCAUCAUGGAGCUCACCUCCGACCGGGACGCCGUCGCCUUCGUGUCUCCGCCGCGCUCGCCGCCGCGGUCCUUCCUCGCGGCUGCCCUGCCCGAUGUUGUGGUCACCGUCACGAGGUCGGGGGUCCUGGGCGUGCACCAGUGGCUACCCUCCGACAGGCACUCGCCCAGAGGGUUCUCCUUUGAAGUUGACCCUUCAACCAGCAACCCCAAGUAA